This is a messenger RNA of Fusarium keratoplasticum, 921 nucleotides long. Its product is annotated as MYND-type zinc finger protein samB. Bases 1 to 921 code for a protein of 306 amino acids. NCBI's taxonomy places the organism in Eukaryota, Fungi, Ascomycota, Sordariomycetes, Hypocreales, Nectriaceae. The record is from RefSeq and is a predicted model, not a curated record. The transcript is spliced from 2 exons.
AUGGCUGCAUGCGCACACUGCGGAAAGGAGGCGACCAUGCUUUGCAGCGGUUGUCAGAACGUGCCCGAGUAUAUCCCUGGAGACGCUCCCGGCACCGUCUACUGCAACCGCGAGUGCCAAAAGGCACACUGGCCUGUUCACAAGUCUCUCUGUAACAUCCUUCGCCGCCGCAAGGUCAUCCUCCGCACCGCCAAGACCCUCAAGGCCGCCCUCCUCGUGUACAGAGAGACGGUGUUCGACAUGGAGCUGAUCAAGCUCGAGUUCCACGAUGGUACUCUUUUCAUCCAUCAGAAGAUGCGAGACAUCGAGGCUCGAGCCAAGCGUGGUCCGUUCCCUAGCGAUGCCACCGACAAUGUUCAACACAAGGAGGCAGCCCUUCUGAACAGCCAGUGCACUAUGGCCAUGUCUCUGCUUUGCCCCUUGACCCGCAAGCUGCUUUCUGAGGUUGUCUCGACUCUCGAGGUCGUCGACCUGGACAUGGGAAAGCCUCUUCUCGAUGUCAAGUUCGUCCCAGCUCCCCUGAUCGCCGUUCCUCACACCGUCGUCGCAGUGCGAUGCCCGAGCCUCAACGAACGCUGGAUCAUCGACACGACCGGCGCCCAGUACGGCUUCAAGGAGGUCCUCAUGCCUUUCUGGCAGUACCUCGGCGUCCACGACAGCCAGCAGCUCAAGGAGGCCUGGGACUACGACCUGUCGGCCGAGUGGGACGUCGAUCACAUCUCCAACAUUGAGUGCCUGACCCGAUCCCAGGCUCAGCGUGACGACCUCGAGCUUGAGCGCAAGAUUCGACGACACUUUUAUGUGUUUGCUGAUGAGAAGAUUGAUCGGGACUUGCUCAAGGGGACUGAUGCUCAGUUUGAGGUGAAACUCACUGUCGUGAUGGAGGAUCUGCGUGCGCAUAUGCUGAGCCUUGAGCUUUGA